CUGCCCCGUCAGAGGAUCGAGCUUCUGUUUGAUGACAUCUUCUACAUUGAGCCAUCCUUUGAGUGUCGUUUCGACCACAUCGAGGUUAGAGAUGGUCCAUUCAGUUUCUCUCCUCUGAUCAACCGCUUCUGUGGCUCCUCCAGCCCAGGCCUGGUGCUCUCCAGCGGACGCUUCAUCUGGAUCCGCUUCUCCAGUGAUGAGGAGCUAGAGGGACUGGGCUUCAGGGUCCAGUACACCUUUACCACAGGUAAUUUACCUAAGCCAAAGCUAAUGAACCACAACACACCUUUACUGCAGGUAAUACACUUCUAUACUUACCUUUACCGCAGGUAAUUUACCUGAACCACAGCUAUACUGCAGGUAGUGGCUAACUCAAUCCAACAUAACACAUCUGGGCGUCAGUGUCCAGUACACCUUUACUGCAAGUAAUUUCCCUCAACCACAGUUAGCACUUUACUGUAGAUAACACACCUUAGGAGCAAACAUUGACUUUAUUUAUUUUUUAGAUCCAGAGUUUCACCUUCACGUGGGAGGAAUACUAAAUCCUAUUCCAGGUAAUUUAUCAGCUGCAACACUUUAACACCUUCAACUAGAUAAAAAUAAUAUAACACUUUAUUUAACUGGAUGUAAAAUUAGCUUUACUGCAAGAUCAAAUGUGUUUCUUCAUCCCACCCUAUCACCUCUCUUCCCCCCCUUCUCCCCCCCCCCCCCCCCCCCACCUAUCUGUCAGACUGUCAGUUUGAGCUGGGUGGAGCUGAUGGUAUGAUCCGGUCCGGUCAGGUGGAGGAGGAGGACAAAGUCAAACCUGACCAGGCGGUCGACUGCAUCUGGACCAUACGAGCUCCGCCCAACUUUAAGGUCUAUUACACCUCUAUGACAUGUCUCAACUAUCUGUAUCUAAAUAUCUAUAUUUAAAUAUCUAUAUCUACCUUCUUUAACAUCUCCCCUCUCUACAUUUGAUCCCUCCCUCCCCAAAUCCCUCCAUCUGAUUCUCUCUCACUUUUUUCUCGGUCAGAUCUACCUGCGGUUUCUGGAGUAUCAGCUGGAGAAUUCGAACGAGUGUAAGAAGAACUUUGUGGCCGUGUACGACGGCAGCAGUGCCAUAGAGGACCUCAAGGUAGGCAUUGGAAUGAGAACUCACUCACUGACUCACUCACUCACUCAUUCACUCACUGACUCACUAAUAUGCAGUAAUGCAUAUCAUUCCCACAUUGCACGCAUUCAUAAUAAAACUACAGAAGAAUUAGCAAUAAUCAAUAUUACCGACUUAUCGGAAAAAAGCUUGUGCAGUGAUGAUACAUGUGAUAAUUAGUUUAUUGUUGUCAUACUUUUUGUUUGCCAUAUCAUCAUGUUUUAUCAUUAUAAUUUUAAUUGUUUAUUUACUGUGACAUCAUGGUUGCUGCAGGCCAAGUUCUGCAGUACCGUUGCCACUGACGUAAUGCUUGACAAUGGGGUGGGCGUGGUCAGGAUGUGGGCCGACGAAGGCAGCAGACUCAGCCGCUUUCGCAUGCUCUUCACCUCUUUCGCAGACCGUGAGUCCAUCACGUCCUUUCUAUCUUUCUCUUCACCCCUUUCUUCACCUGUUUGGCCUACCAUGAGUCUAUCACCCACUCACUUUACCUCUCUAGCACUCUUUCUAUCUCUCUCUCUUUCCCUCACAGACUCACUCUUUCACUGAAUCUGUUUUAUGCUCCCCCUUUCCCUCUUUCUUCAUCUCAUCCUUAUCUACUGUGUGUCUCACUCACUUUACCUAUUUUUCGGUCUGUGACCUGUAUUUCUAUUGCUCAUACUUACUUUUUCUUUUGGAUCACUUUGGUGCAAUCUUCACAAGUAUGUGGUACAUUUUCCCAACUCUAAGCUCAUAAUCUAAACAGGUCAUCAAAAUGGACAUAUUCAAUUGACUGAGUACCAACAAAAAAUCACAAAGUCACUUGUUCACUGCACCAAAUCAAUGUUUAAAUUUGGAUACACAUUCAAUCUAAGUAUCUGCUUUUCAAAAUUCAAUAUUCACUUUACUUUUAAUAUAAGUUUUUUUGUCAUUUGUUAACAAUACAAUCAAUUAUCACUUAAUCAAACUGCUCAAAACUGAUAACUAGUUAACGUACAGUACCAGUCAAAAGAUUGGACACACCUACUCAUUCCAGGGGUUUUCUUUAUUUUUACUAUUUUCUACAUUGUAGAACAAUAGUGAAGAUAUCAAAACUAUGAAAUAACACAUAUGGAAUCAUGUAGUAACCAAAAAAAUGUUAAACAAAUCAAAAUAUAUUUUAUAUUUGAGUUUCUUCAAAUAGCCACCCUUUGCCUUGAUGACAGCUUUGCACACUCUUGGCAUUCUCUCAACCAGCUUCAUGAGGUAGUCACCUGGAAUGCAUUUCAAUUAACAGGUGUGCCAUGUUAAAAGUUAAUUUGUGGAAUUUCUUUCCUUCUUAAUGCGUUUGAGCCAAUCAGUUGUGUUGUGACAAGGUAGGGGUGGUAUACAGAAGAUAGCCCUAUUUGGUAAAAGACCAAGUCCAUAUUAUGGCAAGAACAGCUCAAAUAAGCAAAGAUAAAUGACAGUCCAUCAUUACUUGAAGACAUGAAGGUCAGUCAAUCCGGAACAUUUCAAGAACUUUGAAAGUUUCUACAAGUGCAGUCGCAAAAACCAUCAAGCGCUAUGAUGAAACUGGCUCUCAUGAGGACCGCCACAGGAAUGGGAGACCCAGAGUUACCUCUGCUGCAGAGGAUAUGUUCAUUAGAGUUACCAGCCUCAGAAAUUGCAGCCCAAAUAAAUGCUUCACAUAGUUCAAGUAAUAGACACAUCUCUACAUCAACUGUUCAGAGGAGACUGCAUGAAUCAGGCAUUCAUGGUUGAAUUGCUGCAAAGAAAGCGCUACUAAAGGACACCAAUAAUAAGAAGAAACUUGCUUGGGGCAAGAAACACGAGCAAUGGACAUUAGACCGGUGGAAAUCAGUCCUUUGGUCUGAUGAGUCCAAAUUUGAGAUUCUUGGUUCCAACCGCUGUGUCUUUGUGAGAUGCAGAGUAGGUGAAUGGAUGAUCUCUGCAUGUGUGGUUCCCACCGUAAAGCAUGGAGGAGGAGGUGUGAUGGAAUGGGGGUGCUUUGCUGUUGACGCUGUCAGUGAUUCAUUUAGAAUUCAAGGCACACUUAACCAGCAUGGCUACCACAGCAUUCUGCAGCGAUACGCCAUCCCAUCUGGUUUGCUCUUAGUGGGACUAUCUUUUGUUUUUCAACAGGACAAUGACCCAACACACCUCCAGGCUGUGUAAGGGCUAUUUGACCAAGAAGGAGAGUGAUGGAGUGCUGCAGCAGAUAACCUGGCCACCACAAUCACCUGACCUCAACCCAAUUGAGAUGGUUUGGGAUGAGUUGGACCGCAGAGUGAAGGAAAAGCAGCCAACAAGUGCUCAGCAUAUGUGGGAACUCCUUCAAGACUGUUGGGAAAGCAUUCCAGGUGAAGCUGGUUGAGAGAAUGCCAAGAGUGUGCAAAGCUGUCAUCAAGGAAAAGGGUGGCUACUUUGAAGAAUCUCAAAUAUAAAAUAUAUUUUGAUUUGUUUAACACUUUUUUGGUUACUACUUGAUUCCAUAUGUGUUAUUUCAUAGUUUUGAUGUCUUCACUAUUAUUCUACAAUGUAGAAAUAGUAAAAAUAAAGAAAAACCCUUGAAUGAGUAGGGCGUCCAAACUUUUGACGGGUACUAUAUAUAGUUUGAUAACUGCUGUAAAAUUCUAUAUUUCUACCUCAUAAAUGUAUCAAUUUGACAUCCAUUUAUGGUUGAAGGUUAAACCAAAUCAUAUAUGUAUGUGGCUCUGAACGCUACAUCAUCAUUCUCCGUCAGCCAGUGUGCUUCAAUUGGACAAAGUGGAAAUAGUCACUAUGUGCUACCAUUUGGAAUUAUAGUGUAGUGUACAAUGCACUGCUGAAAUACCUGGGUUGUGUAACAAUAUAUUUCACUCAUUAUCUGUGUAAGCUGAGAGACAGGUGAUACUGUGUUAGUUGACAAGUCGAAAAGGUGAUCUUGUACAAUGUUCCAUUGGGCAGAAAUCAGUGGAAGCUGCUGAAAGGAGGACAGCUCAUAAUAAUGGCUGGAAUAUAGUGUAAUGGCUGGAAUGGAGUUAAUUGAAUGGUAUCAAACACAUGAAAACCAAAAUUUGCGGCCAUUAUUAUGAGCUGUCCUCCACUCAGCAGCCUCCACUGGCAGAAAUGGCGUACAAAACCAUGCUACGUUUUUACAGUAGCCAACUGCUUAACAAUACCCCUAUAUCUGAUGAUUUGUCCUACGUACUGUAUGUACUGUAUGGUGCAUGUCAAGUUAUAAUCAUAUACUGUAUGGAAAAGUAUAUUUACCAUCUACUAUUUGGUUCUAUUCAGCACUGCAAAAAGAACAGUUUUGCAAUGUGUAUCUUGUAUUUUUUGCUAUUGGAUUUAAUGGUGAGCAUUAUCUGAUGUAUUGGUGACUAAAUGAAAUGUUGUCAUGGUAUUUCACAGAUUUUUUUUGCAUGAAUCACUGAUAAAUUAUUUUGCAUGAAUGACUCAGUGUUGAAAGGUGUGAAACCCCAACGAAUGCACAAUCAAAGGUUCUGAACAUACCAUAGGGGGCAGUACAAGUGUUAUCAGUGUAGAGUUUUGUACUUAGAGUUUAGAAAAUUCAGCACAUACUUGUGAAAAUAGCACCAAAGCGAUUGUAAAAAACUGUAACAUAAUUGUAUCCUCUUGUGGCUGAGACUUCACAUAGCUGUUUCAGAUUUUUUUUAUUUUGACGCUAUAGGUUUACAUACACUAUAUAUACAAAAGUAUGUGGACACACAACAACUGCUCAGUCGUGAAGUGGUAGGCCACAAGCUCACAGAACGGGACUGCUGGAUGCUGAAGAACGUAGCGCGUAAAAAUUGUCUGUCCUCGGUUGCAACACUCACUACCGAGUUCCAAACUGCGUCUGGAAGCAACGUCAGCACAAUAACUGUUCGUCGGGAGCUUCAUGAAAUGGGCUUCCAUUGCCGAGCAGCCACACACAAGUCUAAGAUAACCAUGCGCAAUACCAAGCGUCAGCUGGAGUGGUGUAAAGCUUGCCGCCAUUGGACUCUGGAGCAGUGGAAACGCGUUCUCUGGAGUGAUGAAUCACGCUUCAUCAUCAGCCAGUCCAACGGACUAAUCUGGGUUUGGCGGAUGCCAGGAGAACAGGAGGACGUUACCUGCCCCAAUGCAUAGUGCCAACUGUAAAGUUUGGUGGAGGAGGAAUAAUGGUCUGGGGCUGUUUUUCAUGUUUCGGGCAAGGCCCCUUAGUUCCAGUGAAGGGAAAUCUUAAUGCUACAGCAUACAUUCUAGACGAUUCUGUGCUCCCAACUUUGUGGCAACAGUUUGGGGAAGGCCCUUUCCUGUUUCUGCAUGACAGACAAUGCCCCCGUGCACAAAGCGAGGUCCAUACAGAAACAGUUUGUUUAGAUCAGGGUGGAAGAACUUGAAUGCCCAUGAUUUUGGAAUGAGAUGUUCGACGAGCAGGUGUCCACAUACUUUGGUCAUGUAGUGUAACAUAACUAUGCUAGAAUAGGUUAGAACUAAAAUAAUGCCUCAUCAUGUUGUUGAAUAAAAAAAUGUGUGUGUGUGUGUGCUGUGUGCGUGCAUGUGUGUGUUGCAGCCCCAUGUUCAGGCGACAUGUUCUUCUGUCACAGUAGCAUGUGCAUCAACAAUUCUCUGGUGUGUAACGGGGUGCAGAACUGUGUCUUUCCCUGGGACGAGAGCAACUGUAAAGGUGAGACACAUGCUAUGUUAUACUGUAUUAUAUUUUCCUAAUAUCAUCUUCAUAUUUCACAUCAAGAGGAAAAACACAUUUUUGUUGGUCGAUUCCCAGAAUCGGGAGGGAAUGAGCAGGGAAUCCGGAAUCCUCCCACUUGGGUUUCUGGAAAACCUAGGAAUUUUGCAAAAGUUAUCGGAAUUUUGUAACCCUAAGUCUCUCGUCCCCCCCCCCCCCCCCCCCCCCUCGCUCUCUCUGUAGAGAAGAAGCCUAAAGGUAUAUUCCAUCACAUUACUAAGACCCAUGGGACAAUUAUAGGUGUGUCUACAGGACUCGUCCUCCUCCUCCUCAUCAUCUCCAUAUUGGUGCAGGUCAAACAGCCACGCAAGAAGGUGUGUAGCAACCAAAUUUUACAAAUAUUACAAAUUACGUAAUAUUGUGUGUGAAUGAACAGAAUUCGUCAAAUGAAGCACUUUACUAUUCUACAAGUGGCAUGGGUCUGGGUCGUCGAGAGAAAUAAAGCUUCUAUCACGCUAGAGGCUUGUGGGAUCCUAACCCUUGUAUGUUAACAGGUGGUUGCGCGGAAGAGUGCCCUUUUCAAUCGAGCUGACUUCCAGGAAGUGUUUGAACCUCCGCACUACGAACUCUUCUCACUCAGAGAGAAGGUGGGUUUAACAUCUAGAUUUCAUGAUAUAUACCGAACAAAAAUAUAAACGCAACAUGCAAAAAUGUCAACGAUUUUUCUGAGUUACAGUUCAUAUAAGGAAAUCAGUUAAUUGAAAUAAAUUAAUUAGACCCUAAUCUAUGGAUUUCACAUGACUGGGCAGGGGUGCAGCCAUAGCUGGGCCUGGGAGGGCAUAGGCCCACCCACUGGGGAGCCAGGCCCUGCCAAUCAGAAUUAUUUUUUUCCCACAAAAGGGCUUUAUUACAGACAGAAAUACUUCUCAGCACCCCCACCCCCCCUCAGUCGAUUCCGCAGGUGAAGAAGCCGGAUGUGGAGGUCCUGGGCUGGCGUGGUUACACGUGAUAUGCGGUUGUGAGGCCGGUUGGACGUACUGCCAAAUUCUCUAAAACGACAUUGGAGGCAAUUUAUGGUAGAGAAAUGAACAUUCAAUUGUCUGGCAACAGCUCUGGUGGACAUUCCUGCAGUCAGCAUGCCAAUUGCAUGCCAAUUGAAAUGAUCAGGCUGUUUAAUCAGCUUCUUGAUAUGCCACACCUGUCAGGUGGAUGGAUUAUAUUGUCAAAGGAGAAAUGCUCACUAACAGGGAUGUAAACGCAUUUGUGCGCAACAUUUGAGAGAAAUAAGCUUUUUGUGCGUAUGGAACAUUUCUGGGAUUUUUUAUUUCAGCUCAUGAAACAUGGGACCAACACGUGGUCCUCUGUAGCUCAGCUGGUAGAGCACGGCGCUUGUAACGCCAAGGUAGUGGGUUCGAUCCCCGGGACCACCCAUACACAAAAAAAAAAAUAUGUAUGCACGCAUGACUGUAAGUCGCUUUGGAUAAAAGCGUCUGCUAAAUGGCAUAUUAUUAUUAACACUACAUGUUGCGUUUAUAUUUUUGUUCAGUUUAGUUUAUUAUGCUAUGUUUUAUACUGAUGUUUUAAUCUUGUAUUUUACUUUGCUUUACUUCACUUAGUUAAUAAAGUAGUGAUGAUGAUGAUGAUGAUGAUGAUCACUGUAUGAAGAUGUUGACCAUUAUCUUUGUCAUCCUAAGGAGCUGUCUACGGACAUAGACCUACCAGAAGAACUCCAGUCUCUCAACGCUCUGAGACGUUCCUCCACCCCUUCCCGCUGCAUCCAUGAGCACCACUGUGGCUCCCAGGCCUCCGCCAACCCCAGCCGAAGUGCUUCCUCUGUGGGCAUAGGAUCCAUGGAACUGCCUCCCUUCCAGGGCGAGUUCACCCAGGGUCAGCCAGGCUCCCUACCCUCUCUGAGAGGCGUCAACAGCAGCCUGAGGAAGAAGAGCUGGCCUAGUAUGAAACAGGUAGGACUGGUGGGGGGCGAGGGCCUGGGGGACCGGGUAAGGGGGAGGGAGGAUAGGGUGAUGGAAGAGGAGGAAGAAGAGGAGGAGGAAGGAGGGAGGUGUGAUGUGUAUGUACGCAGAGGGAUGAGCAUGAGAGCCAUCUGUGAGAUGUCUCAGCAGAGAUCGAUGUCCAUGGACUUC
Molecule: messenger RNA, 7888 nt
Organism: Coregonus sp. 'balchen'
Lineage: Eukaryota; Metazoa; Chordata; Actinopteri; Salmoniformes; Salmonidae
Source: the annotation of a GenBank genome assembly